Messenger RNA from Melanotaenia boesemani (Boeseman's rainbowfish), 2402 nucleotides. RefSeq names its product dihydrouridine synthase 2 (gene dus2). The transcript is spliced from 16 exons. The coding region runs from base 128 to 1387 and encodes 419 amino acids. Gene Ontology annotation, biological process: tRNA dihydrouridine synthesis. The record is from RefSeq and is a predicted model, not a curated record. Lineage: Eukaryota; Metazoa; Chordata; Actinopteri; Atheriniformes; Melanotaeniidae. Gene Ontology annotation, molecular function: flavin adenine dinucleotide binding; tRNA binding; tRNA dihydrouridine synthase activity. Gene Ontology annotation, cellular component: cytoplasm.
GGUUGUGACCUCAGGAUGACGUAUGUCUAAACAGGAAGUUGGGCAGCACGUUUAUGUUGCUGCCACAUGACCACACAUCCCUGCCGUUGUCAUAAGUAAAUAAAUGCCGAUGGACUAAGUCGCUAUCAUGGCCACAGGCAGGCUGAUUUUCAGUAAUAUCACCGCCCUGGGCCCCAUGGUCCGAGUGGGGACUCUGCCAAUGAGGCUGCUGGCUCUGGACUAUGGAGCUGAUGUGGUUUACUGUGAGGAGCUGAUUGACAUCAAAAUGGUCCUGUGUCAGAGGGUAGAGAACGAGGUUCUGCAAACAGUGGAUUUUGUAGCUCCAGAUGAUCGUGUGAUGUUCAGGACCUGUGAGAGGGAGAAGGACAAAGUGGUCUUCCAGAUGGGAACUGCAGACCCAGAACGGGCGCUGGCUGUGGCCCGUCUCGUGGAGAAGGACGUUGCUGCGGUGGAUGUGAAUAUGGGCUGUCCCAAGGAAUACUCCACCAAGGGGGGGAUGGGAGCUGCUCUUCUGUCAGAUCCUGACAAGAUCGAAGCUAUCCUGAAGAAACUUGUUAUGGGAAUUUCCAAACCAGUGACGUGUAAAAUCCGAAUUCUCCCGUCGCUGGAGGAAACAGUCCGUCUGGUCCAGAGGAUUGAGAAGACCGGCGUUUCUGCCAUCGCUGUUCACGGCAGGUUUAAGGAGGAGAGGCCCCGGCAUCCCGUCCACUGUGACUACAUCCAGGCCGUUGCUCAGGCCGUCUCCAUCCCCGUCAUCGCAAACGGAGGUUCUCUGGAUCUGGUGAAAAGCCACAGCGACAUCGCAGAGUUCCGACGGGUGACGGGCGCCUCCUCCGUCAUGUUGGCCCGCUCCGCCAUGUGGAACCCGUCAGUGUUCAGCAGCCAGGGACCCCUGGCGGUGGAGAAGGUGAUGGAGGAAUACCUCAAAUAUGCCAUCCGAUAUGACAACAAUCCCUUCAACACAAAGUACUGCCUGUGUCAGAUGCUGAGAGACAAGGUGGAGUCUCCACUGGGGAAACAAGUGCAGGCAGCUCAGACCAAUGCUGAGAUCAGUGAGGCGUACGGGCUGCAGGAGUUUUACCAGCAGACUCAGGAACAGCUCCAGGCCAGGAGGGACGCCCUGCAGAGCAGCAGCCAGCUGGACACACCCGUCAUGGAUGGAGACGUCACCACCAUGCCCAUCAAGUUUGAACGGAGGGAGUAUCCUCCACAAAUCACUCCCAAAAUGUUCCUGUUGGAGUGGAGCCGGCGGGAGAAACUGGAGCAGCCACUCUAUGAAACGGUGCAGCGUUCUCAGGAUCGAGCCUUUCAGUCCACUGUGACUGUCGCUCAGAAGAAGUACAGGUCUUCACUCUGCUCAGCUGGUUUUUGGUGCCACCAGCCAUAGAGGACCAGUUUUUAUCGGUCAGUUUGAGCUCUGAUUGGUGACAUGUUUGACAGGAAGUGGCUUCAUCAUCAUUUUUGGGUCAAACUACAGGUCUCUUAGCAACAUAGUAGCCAUAGUGAUCUUUUUAGGAAAAUGUGAUAAGAAAUGGAUCACCGUCAUGUGGUUUUACCACAUAGAGUCAAACAGAUAAGAACCAGUCAGAAAGCAAGCCUGAUGGGCAUUAUGGCAGUUGAUUCUGCAUACCUUUACUUCACAUCAGAUCCCAGAUUAGGAUCACAAGCUUGCAUUCUGAUUGGUUCUUAUCAAGUGUAAACAACAUCAUCCAGCUCUGAGAGUUUUUAGCUCUGGAUCCUCACACUGAUUUGUUUAUUGACACUCCGCCAAAGCCAAAAUUAGAAAAGCACAUUUUAAUAGCAGGUAAAAACACAAAGACUCAUCAUCCAGAUCCAGACUGUGGUGAUACCCGGUCAGAGUCACACCUUUGUCAGCGUCAUGUUUUCUUGACUUUGUGUUGAUGCUGUUUCUAUGAAGGUCUCACAUUAAUGUUUGUGUUUAAGCUCUUUAGAGCAGAUGGAGGAACGAUGGAAGUAAGUUUGACAAGAGGUUAAUUCCUACGUUUGUUUUUCCUGACAGUAGGGUCCACACGGGUCCUUUAGUCCUUCUGGAUUUAUUUAAGGCCCAACCUUAAAGUAUUUAUAUGACAGGCAUGUUAGCGAUGACAGAAUGAAAGAAACCAUUAAAACCAGUGGUGAAGAACACCCCAUUAUGAAACAGUAUGCAGCAUGACUAUCACAUUCCCAUUUCUCUGUGUUUUGUUUGUUCAUUUCCUCCACUUACGGUGACACGUGGUUGAGCACAUUUUCCUACACUUUUUACCACAUGAGCAACACAAAAGAGCAUUAUGAGUAGGACAAAUGCUGUCACUUGAUAUGGAGGAUUUAGGCCUUCAGACGUCAUGAAGUUCUCAGUUCACAUAAAGGGACUAAUCUUCACUCCCGAUUAUAUAUAUAUAUAU